This is a messenger RNA of Entamoeba invadens IP1, 1266 nucleotides long. RefSeq lists its product as hypothetical. NCBI's taxonomy places the organism in Eukaryota, Evosea, Mastigamoebida, Endamoebidae. The record is from RefSeq and is a predicted model, not a curated record. The transcript has a single exon. The coding region runs from base 1 to 1266 and encodes 421 amino acids.
AUGGUUGUUCUCGAUUCGUAUCACAUGAUGGUAGUUUCUCAGUACUUUCAUUCUUUUCUUGACUUCGUUCAUAUCGAGUUGGUAUGCAAGAAGUUUUACAAGACAAUGUCAAAAUUCCAUUAUAAUCCAAUUCCACUCAACCCAAAGACUUUGCACCAUUUCCCAAAGAUCGAGACUUUAUAUGUUUACACAAUAAAAGAUUAUACAUUUGGCAACGAUUUAUAUCCAUUAGACACUACCUACCCACUUCAAAAGUCGACAACAAAGCCAAAACUCUUUUACAAAGUUAUGUUUACCUUCCCCAUCACGUUCAAACAAACAAAAAAAUCACUUCAGCCAAAUUACAAUUUCAAACACGUCGUUUUCACUCAAGAGGAUGCACGCAGCUUUCAUGGAAACUUCCCAACGUGUGUGAACGAACUUGACACCCGUUGUUUUAGUCGAGUCUACAUCGACACAAAGUCAAUUGAAGUUCCACAGAGAGUCACCAAAGUCGGGUCCUUGUGUUUUUAUGACAGUGUGUUUGAGAGUGUUCUUUUACCCAACUUUCUUGUUUCACUCGGGUCGGAAUGUUUUUCACAAUGUAAACAAUUGACAAAUGUAAAACUUCCACAGACGAUCGAGAAAAUACCAACAGAGACGUUUUCAAAUUGCUUUUUACUCAAAGAGAUUACCAUCCCACAAAAGGUAACAUCCAUUGGAAACAAGGCAUUUAGGGGGUGUGAGAUACUCAGUCAAAUCAUUUUACCAAACAACCUGAGUGAAAUUAUGAACUCUGCCUUUGAAGGGUGUAAUUCACUUGUUUCAGUCGUUAUACCAAAAAGUGUUGUUCUAAUACAGGGGUGUGCUUUUAAAAAAUGUCGAUUUUUAGAGAAAUUUGAGUUUGAAGAUGGCGUUUGUGGAAUAACAGAAAUAAGUGAUUCACUCUUUGAAGGGUGUGAGAUGUUUAAAAGCUUUACAAUUGGAGAGAGUGUUACUAGAGUGGGUUACUCUUCAUUCAAAAAUUGUUUUAACUUAAGGGAAGUCGUCAUUGGGAAAAGUGUCCAAAUCAUUUCGAGAUGUGCGUUUGAAGGAUGUUCUAAAAUUGCACAAAUUGCCGUUCCAAAAAGCGUGUUGGAAAUUGGUGAGAGAUCAUUUGCUAAAUGUUCUGCUUUAUCAAGUAUCUUAUUUGAUGGGAAGAAAUACUCGAAAUUUGACUUUGAAACAAUGUUUAAUAUUAUUCAAACCAAAAAUACAACACAUAUCCUAGACAACUUAUUCAUUUAA